AUGGGGGAUCGCACUCAAUUCGUACCUUCUCAUGUUGGAGCCAACGUGCUUCCCAAUCUGCCUUUCUUUCACAAACUACUACGCUAUGCUCAGCGUAGACCGCCACGAAUCUCCAUUCGAGACGUGAACGCGGGAUUGGAAAAAACAUUUCAUCAUGUUCUUUCAGACGCUCUGAUUCUUCGAAGAAAGUUGGAGCAAAAGCUGAGUGCUGAAACUCUUCGAGACCUGGUAGAAGAUAAAGAGGUCUAUAUUGGACUAUUGGCACCGGGUGGCUAUGAGUACACCGUUGGCUUCGUUGCUAUUCUUGCACUUGGUGCUGCAGUAGUGCCAAUGGCUGCCGGGCUACCUGUGGAAGAAGUCUCAUAUUUCCUACUCAAGGCGCGAUGUGUAGCUCUAUUGGCCGAUACAACCAGCGAGCCACUAGCGCACUCAGUUGUACGUUCUAUGGGCGACAAGAACAACUUCCAUAUACCUUGCAUUUCUCCCAUCGCAUCCUUCUUCCAGACAACGCUGGUCGCAGUUGAUGAUAUUCUCAUUUCAUCAAACCGGGCCCUCGAUAUGAAUAACGCAGCCGCAGUCAUAUUCACCUCGGGAACAACUGGUCCUCCAAAGGGGGCUGUCCAACGUCGUACCUGGUUGACUGGCAACGCCGAAACCGACGCGGCCUUUUAUGGCGUCACUGAAGACGAUGUAGUUCUUCACGUCUUACCAGUACACCAUGCUUCCGGAUUAGGCCUCACAUUUCUUCCUUUUCUAACUGCUGGCGCAUGCAUCGAAUUCCGAAGUGGUAGCUUUGAUACUGCUUGGACAUGGGAGCGUUGGCGUCAGGGUGGGCUGAGCUUUUUCUCGGGUGUUCCAACCAUAUAUAUGCGGUUGAUGCGGUACUUUGAAGAAAAAAUUGCGACUCAAGCCCCUGAGGUACGGGACCAAUACAUCAAAGGCGCUCGUGAUAUCCGCACAAUGCUUUGUGGAUCGUCGGCUUUGCCUGGGCCUGUGCAGGAUUUCUGGGAGAAACUCCGUGAGAAACCAAUGAUGACCCGCUAUGGGGCUACCGAGUUUGGGGCGGUCAUCAAGACUGAUCUCAGCCCCCAGGGUAUGCCGAGGAACAGUGUUGGCCGCAUAGUUGGCGGUGUCGCGCUGAAGCUUGAAGAGGACGGUCAUCUGUUGGUGAAAUGCCCUUACAUGUUCUCCAAAUAUGUCAAUGACGAAAAGGCAACCAUUCAAGCACACGAUAGAGACGGUUACUUUAAAUCAGGUGACAUCGCUCGACGAGAAGGCGAUUACUUCUUUAUUCUCGGUCGCGCCUCCAUUGACAUCAUCAAAUCAGGAGGAUACAAGAUUUCUGCCUUGGAUAUUGAGCGAGAGAUACUCGGCUUGGACUAUGUAUCUGAAGUGAUGGUAGUUGGUGUGGAAGACGAAGAAUACGGUCAGCGAGUGGCAGCCAGCAUCAGCCUCAAGACGGACCAGGGCACAACACGCAAAAGCCUCACGCUGGCGGAGCUACGAGCAGACCUCCGAAGCAAGAUGGCAAGCUAUAAGAUACCUACUAUUUUACGAGUGGUCACGGGUGAGCUGCCCAAGUCAGGAACCGGCAAAGUGCAGAAGAAGAUUCUGGGGCCACAACUUUUCCCUUCGAAUUAUAGAGAGCUGCCCGAGAUUUCAGUUUGGAGCAAGAAGUCCAAGCUAUAA
Molecule: messenger RNA, 1689 nt
Organism: Penicillium longicatenatum
Lineage: Eukaryota; Fungi; Ascomycota; Eurotiomycetes; Eurotiales; Aspergillaceae
Exons: 3
Coding region: 1-1689 (562 amino acids)
Biological process (GO): fatty acid metabolic process
Molecular function (GO): medium-chain fatty acid-CoA ligase activity
Source: RefSeq, a predicted model, not a curated record